Lagopus muta (rock ptarmigan) is the source of this 1487-nucleotide messenger RNA. It is a transcript of the gene NOAZFP, whose product is annotated as zinc finger protein 330. Gene Ontology annotation, cellular component: nucleus. Gene Ontology annotation, molecular function: zinc ion binding. The record is from RefSeq and is a predicted model, not a curated record. Lineage: Eukaryota; Metazoa; Chordata; Aves; Galliformes; Phasianidae. The coding region runs from base 141 to 1100 and encodes 319 amino acids. The transcript has 10 exons.
GCCGUGAAUGCCGAGCGCCUCGCGUUUGGGGGCCUCGGGUGGAACAGCUGGAAAACGGACAGACUUGUGUGUUUGGUUUAGAGUAGAAAGCUGCGCGCGGAGAAAAGCUCUGAUGCAGAAGUGCGGAGAGACAGUGAAAAAUGCCUAAAAAGAAGACUGGUGCUCGUAAGAAAGCUGAGAACCGUCGAGAACGUGAGAAGCAGAUAAGGGCUUCAAGAGCCAACAUAGAUUUAGCCAAACAUCCUUGUAAUGCCUCGAUGGAAUGUGACAAGUGCCAAAGACGACAGAAGAACAGAGCUUUUUGCUACUUCUGCAACUCUGUUCAGAAAUUACCCAUUUGUGCACAGUGUGGAAAAACCAAAUGCAUGAUGAAGACAUCAGAUUGUGUCAUAAAGCAUGCUGGUGUGUACAGUACCGGACUGGCAAUGGUGGGGGCAAUCUGUGAUUUCUGUGAAGCUUGGGUGUGCCACGGGAGGAAGUGUCUCAGCACACAUGCAUGCAUCUGCCCUCUUGCAGAUGCAGAAUGCAUCGAGUGUGAAAGAAGCGUCUGGGAUCAUGGAGGCAGAAUGUUUGCCUGCUCUUUUUGCCACAAUUUCCUCUGUGAAGACGAUCAGUUUGAACAUCAAGCCAGCUGCCAAGUUUUGGAAGCAGAGACAUUUAAAUGUGUUUCCUGUAACAGGCUUGGGCAGCAUUCGUGCCUGCGUUGUAAGGCUUGUUUUUGUGAUGAUCAUGUGCGAAGUAAAGUUUUUAAGCAGGAAAAGGGAAAAGAACCUCCUUGCCCUAAGUGUGGCCAUGAAACUCAGCAGACGAAGGAUCUGAGCAUGUCAACGCGCUCCUUGAAGUUUGGCCGCCAGACUGGAGGUGAAGAUGCAGAUGGAGCUUCUGGUUAUGAUGCCUACUGGAAGAACCUCUCCUCCAGCAAGGCUGGAGAUGCAGGUGAUCGUGAUGAUGAAUACAAUGAAUAUGAAGAAGAUGACGAUGAAGAUGAUGAUGGAGGAGGGAAGGAUUCUGAUACAGAGACCACAGAUGUAUUUGGCAAUUUGAGUUUAGGGAGGACUUACGCUAGUGGGUAUGCACAUUAUGAAGAACCUGAAGAUUAAUUUGAGUAUGCUAGUGAGCUAGAGCCUUUGGAGAGGUUGCACCGAGCAGAUGCAUCAUUGCUGAGUUGUAUACAGUAGGAUAAUUCUAUCAGAUACUUAACAUAUCAGAGGUUGACCAUAAAGUCUGGGACAUCUAUAGUAACUGUAGGUGAGAUGUGUUGAUAUAAACCAUUAUUGGGUUUUGAACUUGGGGGAGAAAAUGGGGGGGAAUAUUUUUAUUCCCCUGACCACCUGAAGUGAUGUUGUCUUUCAGUUACUGAGUAUAACGGUUUAACAUCUUGUUUCCAUUUAUGCAUCAGAAAUUAAGUUAUUUUUACAGUAUUUGUUAACUAACUUUGUAAAAUCCGUGUAUUGUUGGGCUGCAGACUGCAUUUUUGGGGGCCAGCG